AUGAGCUGCAAGUCGAACAGGGGUCCAGUUGGCCUCGCGCGGGCCCGGCCUCCUUUUGCCCAAGACUCGGCCAAGCCGUUUCUUCGGGCUCUUCCUAACUUAGUCGAGCGUGUGCUGUUGGUGAGCAUCACGGAUAGUGACAGUUGCGGUUGCGCCUCCGGUCGAUCCCAUUCUUGUCGGAACCAACAGCCCGCCUUUUCGCCCAGAGAACAACUACUCAAAUUCCACUGCCGGAGGUCAUGCGACGGCGUGAGUCGUCUCUCGUUAAGCACGAGAUUCCCGUGGUCAGCGGUGGUUCUGUCGUACAACCGUUCCCACAGGGCCCGGCCAGUCUUGACAGGCGAUAGCCAUCGCCCCAUUGUGGCAUUCUUCUGGUGUCCUCCUCCCUUCGGCUGCAAGUCAGUCUCCGCCCGCAAUGGCACAACAGCUCGCCUACUCAACGUGGGGCCGUGCCGUCCGCACAGUGACUACGAAGCGUGUUCCGCGCCAACAAUUUGCUUGGCGUCUUCGGUUGACGGAUGGAGAUGCUGGCCCAUUGCUGCGGCAAACCACCUCCACGCGGGACAAAUGAGUGGCGUCCACUCCUUCGGUAGCUGGUGGAACUGGGUGAGGUAA
Purpureocillium lilacinum is the source of this 615-nucleotide messenger RNA. The record is from RefSeq and is a predicted model, not a curated record. Lineage: Eukaryota; Fungi; Ascomycota; Sordariomycetes; Hypocreales; Ophiocordycipitaceae.